AUGGAUUCUCUUCCCACGGAUAUCUUAGUAGAACUCCUUUCUAGGGUUCCAGUUGAAUCUAUCUUGGAGUGCAAAUUAGUUUGUAAACGUUUUGGAACUCUCAUCCGCGGAAGUGAGUUUACUAAGAUGCACCUCAGACGCCAGCUUCAGGUGGAGGAGCCAUGUCUCUUUUUUGCUUGCCGCAUUUCCAUGUCCGGCAACAGAACGUUACUUUUCAACGGAGGACAAGUAAGUGAUAGGAUUAGCGUUGAUGAGAAAUACAUUUACAAUCAAAAUCUGAAAAGGGUCUAUCAUCCUCGUAUGCACAAUAAUGUUUCGUAUAAUCACUUAGUUGGCUCCUGCAGUGGUUUGGUUUGUGCAUUUCAACACCACCAUUCGGUUAUAGAUCCCAUCUAUAUUUGUAAUCCCCUUACCAGAGAAUACGUUUAUCUUCCUCAACUAGUUGAGCCUGAUCUUGGCCGUGUAAAGGGAGGAGAGGUUUACAUGUAUGGUCGUAUAGCAUGUGGAUUUGGGUACGUUAAAUCAACCGAUGAGUAUAAGGUUGUAAGAAUCCGUUACAAAAACAACGGGUUCGCUGAUGGAAAUGUUGAAGUAUACACACUUGGCAGUGGUUGUGGGUGGAGAGCUUUAGGUACAGUUUUGUAUGGACUGGAGAAGAGUGGUACUUAUGCAAAUGAUGCUAUUUACUGGAUUUCGUACGACAAAGUUGUGGCCUUCGACUUGGCUAAUGAAGAGUUUCGAUUCCUACCAGUCCCUCCUUAUAUGAAAAACCGUGACUGCGGACUUGUAGCACUCGGAAGGCAUUUGUGUCUUUAUAUAAAUUGGUCCAGUGCAGUAGAAAUCUGUUACUUGAUAGAAAGUAGCGAAUCGAAGGAGACCUGGUGUACCGAGUUUGUUAUAGACUUAUUUGAAGCCAUGAUUUCCAACGACGCAUCAACUGAUUAUAUCAGGCAUGUCGAAGCAAUUGCUCACAUAAACACCUUUGCGUCGUUGGAAGCUACGGGAGAAAAUUCAAAGAGAUACACAACAGCUCUUCCACGACGGGUUCCACGCCCGGUUCGUACUCCAUGGGAUGAUGUUGCUGAUGAGGUAUACCGAGUUGCUCCUGGUGAGGAAAUUGAUACAACUUGUUUCGGGUUCGAGCCUUUCGGGAGAUCAUUUUAG
Molecule: messenger RNA, 1164 nt
Organism: Papaver somniferum (opium poppy)
Lineage: Eukaryota; Viridiplantae; Streptophyta; Magnoliopsida; Ranunculales; Papaveraceae
Product: F-box protein At3g07870-like
Exons: 2
Coding region: 1-1164 (387 amino acids)
Molecular function (GO): protein binding
Source: RefSeq, a predicted model, not a curated record